UCGCUUUUCUAGCCUCAGUCCUUCGCGGUUUGGAAGGCACAACAUAAAAACAAACGGAUGGCGGACAAUCACCUGCGAAAUAAACCAGGCCGCUUUUCUGAGCGCUUCGUACGGCUUCAGUGCUUGGUGAAGGCGACACGAAAAGGCAAUUUAACGGAGGUUCGUGAGCUAGUGCAGGCUGGAGUUAGCGUUAAUUGUACCGCUGGAGGUGUUACGGCGAUUCAUGUGGCUGCCGCUCAUGAUCAUGUCGACUGCGCCGAGUUUCUUCUCAAAAACAAGGGAAAUGUUAAUCAGACCAUCGCGGACCUUAUCACCCCGCUUCAUGUAGCGGUUAGAUUCGAUAGUUUAGCUUGUGUUGUGCUGUUUACUAGUUACGGUGCCGAAGUUAACGCCGUAAACAAAGAGGGCUGGUCGCCUUUGCAUAUGGCAGCUAGAAAUGGCAGUACAAAAUCAGCGGAGAUUUUGAUCCACCAUGGCGCUGAAAUAGAAGCUUUUAUCAAACCAAGAAACGCACAAGCAGACCAGCUUUACCCGGUGCAUUUCGCUGCACGCCAUGGGCACGCAGAAUGUAUUGAAAUGCUUUUAAAACAUGGUGCAAAAGUGAACAGACAGACUGGUAAAAGCCUUAUGACUGCUCUUCACCUGGCAGUACAACACAAGCAUUUGGCGUGUACUAACGCGCUACUGUCUUAUCGCGCCAGUACUGAAAUAGCAGACUACAAUGGUAACCUACCACUGCAUAUUGCGUGCAAGGGUGGUGAUCAUGGCGCUAUAGAGCUUUUGCUUCAGGCUGGCACCAAAACAGAUUAUUUUAACAUUGCUGGGAAAAGACCUUAUGAUCUCCUCAAUCAGCCAGAUGCAAAGGCUAUGCUUCAGAGACUUUCACGGUACCCCAAGACGUUGGCUUUUAUGUGUGUUCAAGUUAUAAGGGCUUCAUUACAUAUGGAGGGUUGCCCUAAAUCUUUGCGGCAACUGAGUGAUGAACUUCCUGUCCCGACAUCUGUGAAAAGUGCACUGUCUCUUAACAGUGUUGUUCAAAUUGUGAAACCACCAUGUGAAUAACUAUUAGAAGGGGAAAUCAUAUUGAAAAGGUAUAAAAACAACAAAAAUGGAAAUAUUUUGAUAACUUGAAAAAUGUCAAGGGCAAUAGGAUUAGAGUUUGUCAGUAAGUGAGAGUGCAACUAGUGCUUCUAUGACCAUAGAGGAUUUCAUUUUAUCAUGUACAUUAAUUUUACUCUCUUCCCUGUCCUAGAAAAAAAUGACUUAUUUCUUUUUAAAAAAAUGGUUGAUCAGUAAGUUAUGUGAAAUACCAUCAAGUGUUUUAAUAAUUAUGCUUGUCCCCAAAUAUGUGGUGUUACCUUAAAAAUAAAAUGAGGGCAUUUAGAGACUCAGUGGCAGGGUGUGGCAUGCAUUUAGAACAGAUGUGUUCAUUGCUCUGCUUGUAUAUAACAUUUUUGCUCUUUGAGGGUAAGUAACUCUUGGAUUAAAAGGUAUUGACUCUAUUUCAUGAUUUUUUUCUUAUAAAUGUAAAUAGGGAUACAAAAAUAGGUAGUGCCCUUAUUUCCACCUCUGCUAUUAUCUUGAGUGGGUCUCUUUCAAAAACAGUUUUUUUAAUCAACUAUAUAUGAUUGGGAAUAAAACAGUAAACAAAACAUUAUUUUAUUUAAUAAUAAAAAGUUCCAUGCAGAUUAUGCUUUUUGCCACAUGUUUAAUCCAACAAAAUAAAAUACCCUCUCUAUCAAAUAUAUUACUAUACAUAAUAAAUGUAACUAGCAUACCCUGUCUUUUCACAUAUAUUUAUAACUGUCGGGGAGCCCAGAAUAUGAGUUAACACUAGCUUUUUUUUUAAAAAAAAAGCUACAUAUGUUUUUUUUAACACCAAUGAAUGAUUUCAUUAUAACUUACAUCCCUUCAAUCAUCAGCCUGUAUUGUGAGUGUUAAAAGUGAUUAGCAAUCUAAUCCAUUAUCAACCUUUCAAGGAGACCUAUACCUUUCAAAUUAUAAUCCAGUAUUAACAUAUUUAUAACCAUUAAAAUAUCUGUGAAUCAGGAGUGAUUUAA
Molecule: messenger RNA, 2060 nt
Organism: Nematostella vectensis (starlet sea anemone)
Lineage: Eukaryota; Metazoa; Cnidaria; Anthozoa; Actiniaria; Edwardsiidae
Product: ankyrin-1
Exons: 1
Coding region: 58-1062 (334 amino acids)
Molecular function (GO): protein binding
Source: RefSeq, a predicted model, not a curated record